AUGAGCGGUACAAUUCCAAUCACUCUGCGCCAGCUGGCUGGCGAAUCGAAUCGGCUCAUAGACACCAUCAACGAACUCUGCCGGCAUGGUCUGGAUUGCCAUGUCGACCCACCACAGAUCGUUGUUGUUGGUGACCAGUACUCAGGAAAGAGUUCUGUUCUGAGCGCCAUUUCUGGAAUUCCGUUCCCAGUGCGAGGCACCACAGGUCAACGAUUUACCGUUGAGACGGCGUUCACAACAAGCAACAUAUCAGCCAUUCGAGCUCACGUCCACCGCGUUGAUGGCAAGACUGUCAUGAUCUGCAGAGAUGAUGCCAACGCAGAUUUUGAGAACGGCUUGUUGACCCGAAUCAUUGAUGAGGCUGGCCUCAAGAUGCGGGAUGUCGAUGGGUUUUCUGAAGACAUCUUGAAGAUUGAAAUCAGCCGGCCUGACGUUCCGUCCCUGACGCUGGUCGAGCUACCUGGUCUCUCUCAGUCGGACCAUACAAAGAGUCCGAUCGAAAAGCAAGUCAGGAUGCAUCGCCUGAUCGAGAAGUACAUGGGCCGGGCUUCGAGUAUUGUUCUGGCCGUUGUUGCCGCCAACAGCAACAUCACCAACCUGUCAGUGCUACACAGACAGGUAUUCCAGUACGUGAAGGGCGGCUGCCGCGCCCUCGGUGUCAUUACGAAACCCGACCUCCUCACUCGAGGCAAUCCUGGCGAGGCCAUGGUGCAACUUGCGCACAAUGAGACCCCUUUCUACAAGCUCGAGCUGGGAUGGCAUGUACUUCGGAUGCGAACCCAGGUUGAGAAGGACGACACGGAUGUUGGGAAAGAUUGCAUAGAACGACACCUGUCCCUCCAGGCGCCGUGGAGCACAUUCCGGCACGCAGAUCGAGGUGCGGAGCAGCUACGAGUAAAGCUCAGCGACAUUUUCCAGCGACAUCUGCAGAAGAGCCUGCCAGGCAUUGCGGAUGCGGUUCAAAUAAAGCUCAGUCAGCUCCAACAGAGUCUACGAUGUCUCGGCCAGCCCCGAACUGGACUCCCAGAGAUGCGAACUUUCCUCACUAAGAUUGCGUCCCAAUACCAGUUGAUAUGCUCUCAAGCUCUUGACGCCCGUUACGAUGACCCCUUCUUUGGCAACCUAUACCCGCCAUACUCAGAAGAAGAGCGUGUCAGAAAAUUCGGAUCUCUCGUCCUUGACCUCAAUCGUACUUUCACCUAUGUCAUGAGAACGAAAGGUUCACGGCGUCGCAUUCUCCAUACCAGUAGCGGGGGCCCUGAUCCUGUGCCCAGACUCGAUGCAAAGAAUGCGAAACAAGGAGUUGGCUUUGAAGAAUCUCUCGAGAGCGACAACGAGGAAAUAGGUUGUGACAUGCCUUUCUCCUUUUACGUGUCGAAGGAGAUUAGACGUCUCGCACGUGCAUACAAAUUCAAAGUACCCGAGGAUAUUUGCGCCAAAGAUCUGGUCAAGGAACUCGACCACAUCGAAUCGCAGAUCAGGAGCCACGAUCUUCCCUCAAACACAAAUGAGAAAUCAAGUCUUAUCCUGUUCCGCGACCAAAUCUCGCCCUGGAAGCAUAUUGCGCAUUUCCACGUCAAGCAUGUCAUGGAUUUCGCCAAGUCAUUCGUCGAACAGCUCAUGUCUCAUCUGUUCGCAUCCAAUGACAACGCUGCGUACUAUGCCCUGGUCCAGAAUAUCGUCGAGCCUUUUUUUGAGGCGAGAACAGCAAUAUUAGGCGCCAAGGUGGAUGAAUUGCUUUCCCACUACCAGCAUGGCCGUCCGCAGCCGUUUGCUGAAGAAUUCUUUGCAUGCUUCAAGGCCAUGAGGCCGUUCUCCAAGUACUGUUAUGUCAGCUCGGAGUUGUUUAAUCUGAGAUUCAACCCAGAGCUUCUCUCAGCCAAAGGAAAAGCAGAGCUGCUCCAGUACACACGAGACGAUGCAAGUCUUCCUUCAACGACCAUUACUGACUAUGAAGCAUAUUACCAGAUGUGCAAUCGGACUUUCGUCGACAACGUCAUUAUCCUGGCAGUGGAGAAUUGUCUAAUCCGACAACUUCCCUUUUUGAUGACGGCAGAGAUGGUCAGCACGAUGAAUGACGAUGAGCUGCGGCUUCUUGCGUCCGAAGCUCCGGGUGUCCGGUUGGAGCGCGAAGAGACCCGAGCGCAGCUUCAGGCACUCGAGCAAGCAGCAAAAGUCUUACGGCCAUUUCGGCCUCGCAAGCAACGCAGUAUGUAUCUGUUUCUUUUCCCCGUCUCUCUAUCUGAUCAACAACCCUUGGCUCUCCAACCAAAUAUAAUUCUAAUUACGCUUUGA
Messenger RNA from Microdochium trichocladiopsis, 2295 nucleotides. Its product is annotated as P-loop containing nucleoside triphosphate hydrolase protein. NCBI's taxonomy places the organism in Eukaryota, Fungi, Ascomycota, Sordariomycetes, Xylariales, Microdochiaceae. The coding region runs from base 1 to 2295 and encodes 764 amino acids. Gene Ontology annotation, molecular function: microtubule binding; GTP binding; GTPase activity. Gene Ontology annotation, cellular component: cytoplasm; membrane; microtubule. The transcript is spliced from 2 exons. The record is from RefSeq and is a predicted model, not a curated record.